This is a messenger RNA of Raphanus sativus (radish), 1074 nucleotides long. RefSeq lists its product as uncharacterized. The record is from RefSeq and is a predicted model, not a curated record. NCBI's taxonomy places the organism in Eukaryota, Viridiplantae, Streptophyta, Magnoliopsida, Brassicales, Brassicaceae. The transcript has 2 exons. Bases 1 to 1074 code for a protein of 357 amino acids.
AUGGAGAGAGCUAAGUUGCCUUUCAAGAAGCGUUUUUCAAGGAAUGGGCAAAACAGAUCUUCUAUGGAGUUCAUGGUUGAUGAUUACAUGAAGGAAAAAAGAACAAGAGGAAGAUUUGGUAAUUUCCCAAAGGUUCCACAGUGCCUUGAAUGCAAAGGUUUUGGGCAUGUACAAGCUGAAUGUACAAAUCUGCAGAAGCGUAAGAAGAAGAUAGUCACCAAGAGUGAUUCUAAUGAUGGUAAGGAGUUGAAGAACUUGGUGGCGUUCACAACUUUUGUUCCUGGUUCUAAGACAAAAUCUGCAACGGGAUCUGCGUCAGCGUCUGCAUCAGGGUCUUCAUGUGGAGGUGAUGAUGAUGCUGUAACUGAUGAUGAUGAUGGAGAGUUUGAUCUUGCUGGGAAUUAUGAAAGGCUGUAUGAGAAUUGGCUCAAGCAGGUUGAGACGAAUUCAGAGCUGGCUAAGGAGAAGGUCAAGCUAGAAGCUCAAGUUGCUGAAGCACUUAAGUAUGCCUCAGAGAAAGAAGAAGAAGCACGACAGGCUGGUGCUCAACUUGCAGAGACUCAAAAGGGUUUGAAGAUGCUGAAUGGUGGGACGAAGCAGCUAGAUCAUCUCCUCAGUAUUGGAAAGAGUGAUCGAUGUGGCCUUGGAUACCAAGGAGAAUGUUCUACAGCUGAAGGUGUUUUUAUAUCAGCAGGGAAAACUGGGGAUUUAGCUACGUCUGCUACAGAGCCAGAGGUUAAGGUGUCUGCAGAGAAGACAUCCAAUGGAAAGACUGCAGUAAAGACUGCAACUGAUGUGAAAAACGCGACUGCUACGCGUACUGCUACGGCAACUGAUACGGUGACUGUUCCAGAGAGAGUUUCUGGAUUGAAGAGUACAUCUCCACGAAAGUGGCAGCCUGUUUGUCAUCACUGUGGUGUGGUUGGCACAUUAGGCCAAGUCAUGGUCCUAUAUGUUAUUCUUGUGGAGUUCAAGGGCAUAUUCGACGUGAGUGUUUCAAGCCAGUUCAAGGAGCUAAUCAUGGAGGAUUUGGGCUCAGGAAUACGUGGUCUAGGAGAUUUGAUCACUAUUUAG